Neopsephotus bourkii (Bourke's parrot) is the source of this 3452-nucleotide messenger RNA. It is a transcript of the gene FAM180A, whose product is annotated as family with sequence similarity 180 member A. Bases 421 to 939 code for a protein of 172 amino acids. Lineage: Eukaryota; Metazoa; Chordata; Aves; Psittaciformes; Psittacidae. The record is from RefSeq and is a predicted model, not a curated record. The transcript is spliced from 3 exons.
CCCCUGCAUUACAGAGCAGUAGCUACUGAGCUAGGAUCCAAAAGUGUCCUUAAAUGAAGUUACUUGUGGCUCUUUAUUGGACAAAAAUAAAUUCCAACUGGCCUGUAUAACAAAUGAAACUCAAGUACAAAAAUGUAAUGAUAUUUAUUCACACAGCUGCCAGCAAACUCACAUGCACUAUGAGUCAUUCCAGAUGUGGAUAAAAACAAAGUCUGUCUGUGAAAGUAAGUUUCCUGAUCCCGAGGAGACUUGGUUUGGGAGUGGAGCUGCACACUGACUUCAGCUGUACUCAGAACAGACAGGUUCUCCUUCAAAGGGGGAGGGGGAAAGGAAAAGCCAUUUAUUUAUUCCUGAAAAGAAAGGAACUAGGAAAUUAAAAAAGCUACUAUACAGCUAGACAUAAGUAUUUUAAAGAGAAGGAUGCUUUGGAAGACUUUACUGCUGCUGCUGUUCUAUUACAGUGCUCAUGCCACUGUGACCCACAAAUGGAACAGAGCUAUGCUUUUCCCAGCUGCUCAGCGAUUCAAGAGGUCCUCAGCUGCCUUCCUUAACCCAGUGCUACAAAACUCGCUGGAAGAUGUGGUCCUGCUUUAUGAGUUUCUCUUAGCUGAACUUGACAUUGACAAAAGUCAGAGGAUCUCCAUCAAAGAUGAGGAGCUUGCUUCACUGAGGAAGGCUGCUGAGUUUGACACCAUCUGCAAUGAGAUUAUCCCCAAGAGCAUCACAGAGAUCCGCAGGCUGAGUAGCAUGCUGUCUUCCUACCCAAGGGUCCUCAAGAAAGAAGAUUUUGAAAGGACAGUGUUGACCAUGGUCUACACAGCCUACAGGACUGCACAGUCCCAGGGGCACCAGAAAGACGCUUGGGCUGAAUCCUUUGUCAGUCUUUACAAAGCCCUGAAGCACGACUUGAUGUUUCCAUACAACCAAGACACAUCAUAGUGGGAGACUUGAUGCAAUGGUAAAUCAGCCACCUCUUGUGGUUGAUAAGGGACAAAUACAGCACGUCCAUCACUUUAUGCUGUAAAGGGUUUAAUAGUCUGCUUCAAGAAAGAUUAUUUGUUUUCUAGCUCCCUCUUGUGGAAUCCACUUUCUAGUUCCAUGUUAAAUGGAGAAAAUUGUUAUCUUCGGUCCUGGGAAUUUGAUUUUUGUGCUGGCUUGGGAGGCACAUUCUGUGACAGGCAAAGAAAUUUCAGUGUAUGCCCCAGACAGACAUGUGCUUGUUUCAUCCUGUGGGUUUCCUAUAAGCAGUACAAAAGUAUACUAUACUUAUGCUUACAUACCUAUGUGUACGAGCUGGAGAACGCUGAUUUCUUAGCUAGGGAAGCAAAUUCAUAUUUUGGCUGGCCAGAAAAACAAUAUUAUAAAGGCAUGCAAAGGCCCUCUGAAAAAGGAAGAGGUUUCAUAACUGUCAGUCUAAGAAAUUAUGCCAUAUAUAAUUCAUUCCAAAUAUUCUUCUAAUAAGCACUGUCUGAUUCACUUCAUUUGGCUGAGCCAGUUUUUAAUUGCAAUAACAUUUGCAGAAGACAAAGGGCAUUGUGGAUACCAGCAGCAAACAAUGCCUGUGAACAUACCCUCUGCUUCCUAGAGCUGUCCUCCCAAACAGUCUGCAAUGAUUCUUUCAUUAUUUGCACAUGACUUUGCUUCUGCUCCUUCUUUUUUGAAGGGAACAUGUCCUCAGCAGAGUCAAAGGCCCUGUUUAAUUUAAUGAUGACACAUUUUUUCUGGUUCUAUCACUUGAACGUAGGUCAUCUAAACCCACGCUUCAGAACCCUCCUGAGGCAAGGGAGGAAGGUGCAUUAAAACGUGGUGCUGAAUUUAGCAGUGUGGCUCAUUUUUGGAAGUAAAUUAUAUAUUUACUUGUGUGUAUAUGUCUGUGUAUGCGUGUGUAUGUUCAUGCAUAGGUGUGCAUCUAAGUGCUGAGUACAUGGAGAAUCCUGAAUUGUUCAAUCCCAGAACAAUUAUAUCCAGUCACUUAGCAGAAAAGGACAUUCAUCAGUCCAGUGAUGGGAAUUAUGAGUCUAGGAGCAGUGGAGAAACAGCACUUGUUUCAGCAGCAAAAACUGUUUGUAAAAAUACUGCAACUAUUAUGAACUAUAAAAAAUCAUGGACAGAAAAUGGACAGAAAAAGAAAAUAAAUCUUGUCAGACAGAUGUCUACUGUCGAAAAAUGCAAACUCUUCUAAAGCAAAUCCCCUACAUUUUAAGAGCAAAUUACACAGACUGUUUCUCCAUUGAUAUUAAAGGUUCUUCUACUUCCAGAGCAUGGGAAAACAGCUGAAUAUUUAUUUCAUUCUUUCAUACCAGCAUUCCCUAUGUCUAUAUCUGCAUAAUAUUUUAAGCAUAAAAUCACAAAUCACUGAGGCUGUAAAAACGAACUCAGGACUCCAGCCCCUGUUCUGAAUCACAUUUAACUGCUUUUGCAUCACCAGAGUGAAAGGAAUGAACCCUUCUGUGUCCCUUAACAGGGAUACUCCAAGGACCGAAGCUAAAAAACUCCAGCCAACACUGCCUUGUUGCAGCAAACAGCAGCCAGAGCACACUGGGUUUGGCAAUUACCCAUGGGAAUGUGGAUCCACAGCAGCCUUAGGGACAGGAAGCUGGACAAAGGACUUAGACAGUCAGUCCUGUUUCCUCCAUCAGUUUCUGUAUGUGUAUGCAUGACUGUACAGAUUUGCAUUUAGAUGCACCUAUGUGUAGGUGCACUUUCAUACCUGAAGAUGUUUGUUGGCCAUCUUCAAAGCCUGGCUGGUAUAUGGCAAAGAAAACUGAAAACCUCAACCACAACGCUAUGAGCCACAAGCAUCUUUGUCUCCUCUGCUUGCGCACACAGCUCAGGGCUCACAAAGCAGCCUUGCGCUACAGCCCACAUGCUUUUUAAGCCUUGAGAAUUAACACUGAUCAUGUGUUUGUGUUUUCUUCCCAUACCAUGCUUUAUAAACACAUGGAGGGGAAAUGCUUUAAAGUGCACUCCUGCCUUUCCAGCUCUGUUUCUUGGCUCCCUGAAGCACCGCUUGCUGGAAGUGCCUGGAACCAGAGAGAUUCAUAAAUCUCUUACAGCCAGUGGCUCCAAGUCUGCAAAGAUAACAAGAGUGAGCACCACAGCAAGCAUGCUAGCAGUUACUAUCCAGAGAAAUACGUCCCAGCCAUGCUUCUCACUGCAUAGCAAGACUGUCAAGUGGUCAGAAUUUACUCAUCAGCAAGUAUCCCAUAGAGAAGAAUUAUAGAUAAUUUUGAAUAUCCAAACAUUCCCUAUAGCAUACAUACCUUUCAGUUUGGUAAUUGAACUUUUUAUCUCCUCAACAGAAUAUAAAGUUUUUUCUGAGUUUGUGUCCCUCUUGGCAUUACUGUGUGUAAUGUAAAAAAGAUUUAUUCCUUGGGUAUGUGCUAGGAGUGCCCAAGUUAAUUUAACAGAGACUAUCAAUGUAAUAAUAAAAAUAUUGUACAUAAAACUAA